This is a messenger RNA of Lachancea mirantina, 1812 nucleotides long. NCBI's taxonomy places the organism in Eukaryota, Fungi, Ascomycota, Saccharomycetes, Saccharomycetales, Saccharomycetaceae. The record is from the annotation of a GenBank genome assembly.
AUGAAAACCACUUCAUUCUGUGCACUGACACUUCUAUGGUCUGCUUGUGUUGACUGCUUGGCGUUCCAGCUUUUGCAGAAGGUCUACGAUGUUAAUCCCGUAGAUGAGUUUAAGGGGAAUGCUGAUAAAAGAGACCUCAGAAUCGGACAAUUGAACUUUUUCCAAACAACUGACGUACACGGCUGGCUUGGAUCUCAUCUUACGCAACCUAUUUAUGAUGCGGAUUGGGGGGAUUUUGUGUCUUUUACAGAUAUAUUCAAAAAAUCCGUGCUGGGAUCCAACGACUUGAUUUUAAUCGAUACUGGCGACAAACACGACGGAAAUGGUAUAAGUGACGCUACCGAUCCUCCUGGUAUCGAGUCUGGCCGUAUUUUUAAUGAGCAGGACUACGACUUGAUGACGUUGGGCAACCACGAACUUUACACAGAGUUGAAUACAGAGCUAGAAUACUACGGAACUGCGCUGAUUGACAAGUUCAAAGACAAGUAUGUGUCCAGCAACGUCGAGUUUAUACAUGAAAAUGGCACUUCGGUGCCCUUCGGCAACAAAUAUCGGUAUUUUGAAACACCGCAACUGAAAUUUAAGGUUUUGGCGCUUUCCUUCAUGUUCGACUUUCAACGCACUAACGCGCGCGCCAAAGUUACUCCUGCUACUGAGGAAGUCAACAAAGAAUGGUUUGCGCAGCUUUUGAAAGACCAUCCUGCAGAAGAAAUUGAUGUCUUGGUUGUAUUUGGCCACAUGCCGAUUACGGAUCCACAAGACCGGGAAAUUAACCAUUUGCAUACUAUUCUUCGGAAAUUCUAUCCCAACACAGUCAUUCAGUAUUUUGGCGGACAUUCACAUAUUCGUGAUUUCGCAGUCUUAGAUUCCAUGUCAACGGGUCUUCAAAGUGGACGAUUUGCAGAAACGUUGGGCUUCUUGUCCAUUGAUGACGUACGUGAAGGUGAACCCAAAUUUUUCCGGCGUUACAUUGACUUUAGCAAAAGUUCCUUUGCAUUCCAUGCAAAAUUGGCUUCUAGCAGUGAUUUGGAAACUUCUCGUGGUAUAGCCCUUUCAAAAAGGAUAAAGGCUUUGAGAGAAUCUCUUAACUUAACGCAGGUGUUGGGCUAUGUACCUGAAAACUACUACAUGUACAAUGCCCCUUCUGAUUCCAAGAACAACAUUUACAACCUCAUCACGAACAAAGUUCUACCUCGCUUGCGGUCAAACGUGACGGACGACAGGAAAAAUCGAUUCAUUGUGAUCAACACUGGAUCGAUCAGGUACGACCUGCACCGAGGACUAUUCACCAAAGACACCGAGUAUAUUGUCUCGCCCUUCUCAAAUGAUUGGAAUUACUUGGAGGUUCCCUAUGCCCUUGCUAAAGAUGUCACAGCGUUUCUCAACAGAGGACCCACUUUAGUGAAAAAACUAUCUCCACCAGGGGUCAAUGCAGCUGGUCUGCAUCUUUCGACUCUCGAAAGCAAAGUCUGUCCUUUCAUAAGUAAUCCGUCUCUGUCCGAGGGUUAUACAACGAGUGACGAGUGCGGGUGCAAAGGAGAUGAUUCGAAGCACAGAAGCCAAAAAUAUUUUGAAGUGCCCUCCGUUGUUCAAUCAGAAGAAUUGAUUCCCUCGGUCGCAGCUGAUGACAAUGUCCACUUUGUAUUCUACAGUUUCAUUGAACCGUAUGUUUUACAGGCUCUGAAUUCCAUUAAUGGGGAGAGAAAAAUCGUUGACCAUCACUACACAUCAAAAGACUGCAAGCUUUACGGUGGGAAAUCUACCAAAGUCCUGCUCCAGGAAUAUUUCGGGGCCAGAAGUCAAAUAGAAUAA